This is a messenger RNA of Alternaria incomplexa, 1206 nucleotides long. RefSeq lists its product as uncharacterized. Lineage: Eukaryota; Fungi; Ascomycota; Dothideomycetes; Pleosporales; Pleosporaceae. The transcript is spliced from 2 exons. The record is from RefSeq and is a predicted model, not a curated record. Bases 1 to 1206 code for a protein of 401 amino acids.
AUGCCCUACAACACCCGCCGGAAGUCGCUGUCGCUGCCGUCGCUCGGCAUCCAGCUGCCAGGAGGACCGCGAUCCGCGCGCUCACCGCCUUCGACAAGCGACGGCCAGCACGCCGCAAAGAAACAGAAACGCUCCCACUCCGGCUCUCUCUCAUCGGCACUCCCCUCGCCAUCACGCCCCGCCGCACUGCGCCUCGAUGAGCAGCGACCCAAAAGCUCAGGCCGGGUGGCAGACACCCCGCCACCGUCGCCGGGCGGCGAGUCCGGCACGACCAAGAUCGAUACCCAGGGCAUCGACGACGAAAUCGUGGUCGGCGUUAUCGAACAGCUCCAGAAAACAGGCAACCGUCCCCACCUGCUGAAGGAACUCGCCCUCGUUCUAUCGCCCAUCAUUCCCAUUGUUGAGAGCUCCGCCAACCCAGCUGCCAUUAUCUCGUCACGCUUAGCGACCUACCUCAAGCGCAAUUGGACAGCCCUGUCGAGAUGUCCUCUCGACAAGAAGCUUGUUGGUACCCACCCCAAGCGUGUCUACUACUUCCUCUCCACUUGCCCGCAUCAGCCUAUCCCGGCCGACGGAACUAGCACCGCCAUGGCACCACGCAUCGUCACCCCAUCGCUGUCGUCCGCAACUUCGGAAGAAGAGGACGCGGAUGCGAGAUCAAGAGGUCGCAUGUCACCGUCGCCCGAGCUAGACCUGUCCGACUACGACAGCCACGACAGCGACCCCUUCUCCAAGCAGAGCCAUCUUCCCACGACUGCAAACAUCUCGCACAACCGCCGAGCUCAGUCGCCGCCUUUAGAAAAGGAUGAGCGCGAGUUCACCCAGACUGCGUCGUUCCUGCAGCAACGUCGCAUGAGCCAGGAAGCCGAGCGUGAGCGAUCUGCCAGCGCGUCUGCCGAGCCAACACAACAGAGCGAUGUUAAAAUGGAAGAAGUUUCAGUCUCCGUCGAGGAGACCGUAGAAAGCGCUGCUCAAAAGGACUCGGAAGCCGCAGCCGCCCUCUUCGGCCAAAUGGACCAGCUCAUGACCUUCCAGAGCGCGCUAUCACCCAGCAGCCCCGCGCUGAAACCAGUGCUCCACAUCGAAAUGCCCCCGCCGUCGCUCAAGCGCAAGUCGAUAAAACUCGAGCUUGACGACGACUGGAUCAUGAAGAGCCCGGAGCUCAUUGACCUUGACGAGCUUGAUGACCUUUUUGGCGGCUACUAG